Molecule: messenger RNA, 2643 nt
Organism: Durotheca rogersii
Lineage: Eukaryota; Fungi; Ascomycota; Sordariomycetes; Xylariales; Xylariaceae
Product: ARM repeat-containing protein
Exons: 2
Coding region: 155-2281 (708 amino acids)
Biological process (GO): regulation of translation
Cellular component (GO): nucleolus
Molecular function (GO): mRNA binding
Source: RefSeq, a predicted model, not a curated record
UAAGGGACUCGCACUUACCUACCUGUAGUUAACCCGUUGAACGAUAUAGUCUAGACUAUUUUUUUUCUCUCCUGUCAUGCCCUCUGCGCCGACAUCGUGAAUUAACCACCUCCCACCUCCCCUUUCCCCCGACUCGCCCUCGAUCGAUUCAGCCAUGGCGCCCGAGGAUGGCAGCCCGGGAGGCAAGAGGAAGUUCGCCAAUGGUGGCAGUAAGGACCACUUAAACAAGAAGCCGAAAUACGACCAGCCGCUUCGGCGGGGGGACAAAGCAGAGAAUAGUUACAACAAGGGCGAAUCCGGCAGAUUCUGGGACCGAAAGAACAGCAGUGCUUCCCUGAGGGAGGCGAAGUCGCAAAAGAAUGACAACCUACCCAACCGGUCGAAAUCCGAUGACAAGCAGGCCGGGAAGGUCUUCGAGAGAGGCCAAAACUCCCAGGAAUCCCACAUGAUACAGAAACAGCUCGCCCAGGAGCGCAAAUCUCAGAAGCCCCUGGCCGACGAGCUGCAUAAGGCCAAGAAGCUUUGGGAGAGGUUAAGGCGCAGGUCCCACGUGCCCAAGGAGGAGCGCGAGAAGCUGGUGAGGGAGCUCUUCGAGAUCGCCACUGGUCGCAUGAAGGAAUUCGCCCUCAAGCACGACGCCGUCCGCGUCGUCCAGACCGCCAUCAAGUACUCCACCCCCGAGCAGCGCAAGAUGAUCGCGAGGGAGCUAAGGGGCGCGUACCCCACAUUAGCUGAGAGCAAAUACGCAAAAUUCCUCAUCGGAAAGCUCCUCGUGAAGGGCGACGACGAGAUCCGAGACAUGGUCGUCCCCGAAUUCUUCGGGAAGGUCCGGAAGCUUAUCAACCACCCCGAGGCUUCUUGGAUCCUCGACGACGUCUACCGCGGCGCCGCCACCAAGGAGCAGAAGGCCAUCCUGUUGCGGGAGUGGUACGGACCCGAAUUUCAUGUUUUCCGACAGGCCCAGGACGGCGCGGCUCCGCCUUCGGCUGACCUCUCCCCGAUCCUCGAGGAACGGCCGAACGGCCGGGGUCCGAUCAUGAAAUAUCUCCGCGACAUGACCAACCAGCUGGUCCAGAAGAAGAUGACGGGCUUCGCCAUGUUGCACGACGCCAUGUACCAGUACUUUCUCAACGCGAAGCCGGGCACCGAGGAGGCCAAGGAGUACAUGGAGAUGAUCAAGGACGACGAGAGCGGUGACCUGCUCAAGAAUAUGGCCUUCACCAGGUCCGGCGCUCGACUCGUGUGUCUACUCCUCGCAUACGGCGGCGCAAAGGACCGGAAGCAGAUCCUUAAAAUGUACAAGGAUACCUUUCCACUGAUGGCAAGCGAUCCCCACGGGCACUUGGUCAUUCUCGCCGCGUACGACCUGGUCGACGAUACUGUCCUCACCUCCAAGUCCAUCAUCACCGAGCUGGUAGGCAAGACAGAGCAAACGGGAGGUUCCAACAUCGUAGCCUGCGCCAACGAUUCCAACGCGCGGCUUACCAUAAGAUAUCCCCUCGAGGGCCCCUCCAAGGCGCUCUUCGAUCUGGGCCACGCAGACGAGCUCAAGUUUCUGGAGGAGAUCUGGGAGAUCCGGAAGACCACGAGCAAGAAGGAGGCUGAAACCCGCCGGAAAGAGCUCGUGGCUGCGUUAUCACCGCCCCUGUUGGCCGCCAUCGCCUCGUCGCCGCUAGACCUGAUCUCUACUUCCUUCGGAUCUCAGAUAGUCGCCGAGGCGCUCCUCUCCUGUGUCGGAGACAAAUCCGAGGCAUUGCAGGCGAUAGCAUCCGCCGCGGACGGGGAUCCCGGUGAAGGCGCCGAGACAGCAGAUCGACCCGAGGAGUCCGCGGAUGGGCCUCCCAUCGGCGUACACAUAUCUAGGACUCCCCACGGCGGUCGUAUGUUCAAAACUUUAAUAGCGGGCGGCCAUUUCGACAAGAAGUCGCGCCAGGUAAUUCCCGUCGACCCUCCUCUCCAUUUCGCAGAUAUCCUUUACCCCGUCAUCAAGGACCACGUCUUGUCCUGGGCGACAGGACCGAGCUCAUUUGUAGUGGUCAGCCUCCUAGAAGCAGAGGACUUCUCCCACCAGGACGAGCUCCGGGGUAUACUAAAUAAGAACGAGAAGAUACUAGAGAAGGCGGCAACGGAGGAGACGGAAGCGCAAAGGGCAGCAGCAGAGGCGGAGGCCAAUGGCCAAGACAAAUCGGCAAAGAAGAGAAAGGGCAAGAAAUCAGAGCCAAAGGGGCGGCCGGUUGGCAAUAUGGGCUCCAAGAUAUUACUAGAGAAGCUGAAGACCUAGCCACCAGCUAGCUAACUACCUAUCUACCUACCUACCUAGGUACCUACCCAUCUGUGCUCCAUUCCAUAGGCUCCACCCCAUAGGCUGUUAAAAUCUACAUUGUCCUUAAGGGCUACUGUUUUGUAUAUAUGUCCAACAGCCAUCGUUUCAGCCAGGGACAGUGGAUAGAUCCUACAUAGGGGUAUUAAGUAUUUCCGAACGCCAUGUUUAGCUUGAUUCGUUUUCUCCUUGAGCAAGUCAAUAGCUGGGAAUGCUGGCGAGGCUGUUUCUGCAUGUUCCCUGUGGGUUAAUACGCCCAACGUGUAUUACAGAUACCAACGCCUGGCAAGUCUAAAUCGGGAUGGGAUGCCUAUGUUAACGGG